Suillus discolor is the source of this 1126-nucleotide messenger RNA. RefSeq lists its product as uncharacterized. The transcript is spliced from 5 exons. The record is from RefSeq and is a predicted model, not a curated record. Bases 391 to 915 code for a protein of 174 amino acids. NCBI's taxonomy places the organism in Eukaryota, Fungi, Basidiomycota, Agaricomycetes, Boletales, Suillaceae.
AUAGCGGCACGUCGGCAUGAGGACUUGAGAACAUAGAUUUACUAGAUUUAAAAGACGUUCUAAACCCUGCGGCAAGUCAUCCACUGUGACGCCCAAGUCACAAUCAUAUCCUAUGCUGCUGUCGAUAGAAUGAGGUUUCCGUGUAUAUGCCGUCUUUGUGGUGCAGAAGUCGACGAGAUAAAUUGGCAGCAAGUAGCAGUGUUCUGCCGGUCAGUGACCGCAGUAUUCCGAGUCGUUCAGUGACUAUGGGCCUUGUAUUCCUUAUAUAAUAGAAAACGAAUAAGGCCACGUGCGGCAGUGAUGUAUCGAUGAGCACGCGCUCAACUAUCUCAGUGAUUUGAUCCAAGCAUCAACUUCCAUCGAGCUCUAGCUCGAACAGCCAGCACGAGGAUGGCGCCCAACGAUUUUGACUUGCGUAUGCAGUCCCCUCGCCCGGAAACGCCCGAGCCAUCAUCGAAGCAGGGCAGGCGAAACGCCCAGUUCAAUGAUGCCCAGUUACUUGACGCCGACGGUGCAAUUUCUGACAAGCUCGAACGCUGUCUUCGUCAUAUUUUCGCCAAAUAUUGCACGCCGCGCCCGCCGCGUCCCCAAAAACACGACUCUACGACUCUCCUCACGCCCCCUGAUGAUGCGAUUCUUGACGCCGCAGGGCUAGACGCGUGGGCAGAAGACACGAAUGGCGCACCGUUUAGUGAAGAGACUAAAGAGGAGCUCAGAGAAUUCUUGGACGUCACUGAAGAAGGCGAGCUGACGUUUAAAGGCUUCGCGCAGAUAUAUCAGCUGCAGACAGAGAAUGACGAGGAAGAAACAUGGAAAGAUUUGUCAAACCACGGAUUUGAUCGCACCCUCACCCUUGUUUCAACGCGUCGGGAGGAAGAGGCUGAGAGCAGUCAUAUGCCUCUUUUCAUGCCAUGACGAGACCACAAAAACGUGUACAACCCUUGAUACAUUUUGAACAUACUAACCACAGACUAGCCAUGACCUUACGAUGCCCAUGACUUCAUUACUUAUCUACCUCCGUAUUCACGACUUCGUCCGAUCUUUUGAACAUUCCAUAUUUUAACCCACCUGCUGGAUGAUGUUCACAUACUAGACUUAAUCACAUCUAACAUCUGCUGGUCUUCAU